Molecule: messenger RNA, 1512 nt
Organism: Seminavis robusta
Lineage: Eukaryota; Bacillariophyta; Bacillariophyceae; Naviculales; Naviculaceae
Source: the annotation of a GenBank genome assembly
AUGGCGACACAAACACUCGCUCCUGGCGCCACUCUGCCUCCUGGCUUUACCAUUCCUCCUGGCGCCACUCUGCCUCCCGACUUCACCAUUCCUCCUGGAUUGUCAAUUCCUCCAGGAUUAACGCUCGCUCCUGGAACAACAAUCCCCCCAGGCCUUCUCAAUGGAAACGCAACAACAGGCGGAGUUACGGAUGGCCCAAACACCAACACGGCCACAGGAGCAGACAACAAUGGAUUUGGAGACAUCAAUUUGGGAUCAUUCAACGCUACACCAUUCUUCCUGCCGGCCCCAAUUCGGACGUAUGAAAGGGCAGGUGCCACCACGGGUAUGGCCGGAAUUCCAAGAUUUGGCCACAAUUCAGACUUUGCCAAUGUUGCCUACCUUGCCUCCAGCACAAACAAAGCUGACGGGGAGGAUUACAUUGUUGGGUUAAUGUUUGCUGGUUGCUUUCUCCUUGUGUUUUUCCUUGUAUGGACCAUUGUUCUCAUCAUUUUCAAAGUAGCCAUGUCAGGGUUUUUGUCUGGAGAACCUUUCAUGAACCCUCACAUACAUGAUCCUGUGUCCAAGCAAGCCAAGGAGGACGCAAAGAUACAUGGACGAGAAUACAAGGAAGACAAUUCUUGGCUCAAGAGGCCCCGUCGGAUAAGAAUAACAUUCUUCUUUUGUGGAUUGAUUCAGAUAAUAUUCGCCAUCCUCCUUGUCAACCAAGGAAUGGCCAAUCUACAACAAACCACCGACACAAUUCAAGUCUCCUCAGAGUCAAUUCGACUCUUGGUAAAGGAAGCAGAUGGUGUCGCCCUUAACCUCAAACAAGUAGGAGACACGGGCUUGAUCUUGCGCGAUCAGGUUGUCUUUGAUUUGAAUAAGGACAACUUUUGCCCCGGCAACCCUUUGUUUGUUCAAACUUCAAUAGGACAGAGCCUUAUUGGGGCUUCAGAUGGAGCUGCCCAAAUGUUGAACCAGCUGGGGGACUUCGUUACAAAUAAUGUCGCAACUUUAGAGGAAUCCUUGGCUGCUACUGAGCAACAGCUGGACAGCCUUGACAGGUCAAUGGCAGAAGCUGAGAGUUAUGAGUGGCUUGCUGGUUUAAUUGCAUUUCCAUACAUGCUCUUGGCAAGUUUGAUGAUUCUUGGGGCUUUUGCGGCACAACUGGAUGCGAUGACCGAAUGUUUCCUUUGUAUGCUGAACUGGGUGAUUCUGCCUCUCUACAUCUUUGUGACAAUAUUCUCUUAUAUUGUUUUAGCCGUUGCUGCAAUUGCUGCUUCCCUCAAUGCAGAUUUUUGCGGUGGUGAAACAAGCUCACCAGACCAAGUACUGGUGGAUCUCUUGUUUCGGUCAGGAUUCCAGGAAGAUGGAUUGUUAUUUCAGACUGUUCGCUACUAUGCAUAUCAGUGCACAGCUCGUGCUGAAGUUGACCCAUUCAUGUUUCUCCGCAGUUUUGAUGGGGUUAUCGUAAGUUUCACUUGUGUCUUUGUAAUUAAUUUCCUUGGUGUUUGUUUCAAGUUGGACUAA